AUGGAAAACGGAUAUAAAGACCUUGAUUCAAAUACUUCUAAAGCUGAUGAAUAUGUAGAGCUUAACCCUUAUGAGACCUACAAAAAGAGUUUUUCAUGGCUUUGAGAAUCACCAAAGGAUUUGUGGAUUUUAUAUAUUGUUAAGCUUGUUGGGUUCAGUGGGUUUAGCAUAGGUGUAGUUGCUAACUCUAUUUAUGUAACUGAGAUCCUUGACUUUUCUGAUACAGAAUAUGCAUUUUAUGCAUUUAGCCAAUCACUUAUUGUAUGCUUCUACGCUUUAGCCUUGGGUUGACUUAUUGAUAGACUUGGGGUAAGGAUCUCAAUGCUUUUGACAAAUGGUGCAGGAAUAGCCUCAUAUACACUAUUAAUAAUUGUUUCAAGCACAGCAGUUCGCUUGUGUGUGCUGCUAUUUAUAUUGACUAUUACAUGGAGUAUUAACAAUGCAUCAGUUAAAUUAGGAAUAAAAAAAUAUACAAGUCACCGCUCUCGAAGUAUUGCUUACUCAAUGUUUACAGUGUUUAUGUCACUCUGUGUAGGAAUCGCUUCAAUUAUUGUAGGAAUUAGCUUUAAUUUUGGCGAUGAUGAGGAUGAUAAUUAGAUUAGAUUAAAAUUCUAGAUUAUUUCAGCCUUAUGCCGUUCCAUGGACAACUUUUACCUUAACACUAGCGCUGUCCUUGUGCCUGCCCUUUAUUCCUGACGUCAGCAAAUAAUGGAGAUGUGGAAGGAUUUCGUGGAGAUCGCCCUACUCAUCUUCUUGGUCCCACUAAACAACAAAAACUCUUUCAACCUCCGAAAGGACUAGGAGUAUAUUUAAACCGCCUUUGACUCCCCUUGACUAUCGGAGCUGUACCAUAGGCUCGGUAAUCCUCCCAUGGAGUACUGAAGGAUAUUGCACCGGUAAGCAGUCUGCAAGCGAGGAAAAAAGCCGAGGUUUUAAGCCAUGUGCCAAAUAUCCACCCCGGAGAACUCCACAGCGUGGCCUACUCCUCUAGGUCUAUAUCAACUCACCUAUCACUAGAGACCAUGCUAGAUCACUCGAUUUUAAUAAUUCUUGAUGAGGAUGAAGAUACUUAUUUUGUUCUGUUUUUGAUUGCAGCAAGUCUUAUGGGACUUGGCUUUGCUCUGUCGAUUUUAUUGAGGGAGCUGGAUUUUAAUAUGAGGGGAGAGGAAGAACUUGAUAUUGAUACAAAAAGAGAAACGAAAUGGCAAGCUUUUAAGGCUGCAUUUAGCUAUAAGUCAUUUUGAAGACUGAUGGGAGUAGCAUUUUGUAUUUCUUUGACGAGGACUGUUUAUGUUCACGUCCUGUAUACUCUUCCUUUGUAUAUGGAAAGGGAUCUAGGCAACGACUCACAAUUUGCCUAUGUCAUAGGCUCUAUCCAACUAAUGACGAUAAUUUUUACUCCAAUUAUGACAGUUAUGGUUUAUGAUUCACUCUCUAUUGAAUGUCACAUCAACCAGCUAAAAACAUUGAGAAGCAAAGGUUUCAAAGACUAAAAUUAUAUAGAAUCGCACUUUAAAAUUAUGCAAUAAUUAAAUCAGAGUUUAUUUAAUCUAAUAGAAUAUAUAAUGAGUAAGAUUGAAAAAUAUCAGUAUAACUAUAAUUAGUUUCUUAUUUUCUAAAGAUUAUUAUUCAGUAAUAAAUUAGGUAAUUUUUAUUCUUAUAAGCCUGGCAUAUUAUUAUGAUAAAUACACAAUCCUAAUUAUAGGUGGAUCUUUAUGUGCUAUAUCUCCAUUGGCACUUAUUUUUGGGGGAAAUUAUUUUACAAUUCUGACUUUUGCUUUUAUUUUAUCUAUAGGAGAUAGUAUUAGUUUUCCAAGGCUUAUCGAGUAUACAUUGGAGCAAGCUGUUCCUGGGAGAGAGGGCUCAUAUUUUCUGCUUUCAAGCUUCCCACUUACAGUUGGUAGCUUGAUUGCAGGACUUUCAAGUGGACUACUGCUUGGCGAAUAUUGCCCAGAAGAUGGGGAAAAUCGAUGCUGGAUGGUUUGGCUCGUAAUUUCUUCAAUUGCGCUAGUCGGGGCUAUUUCCUUGUUUUUCUUGAGAAAAUGGCUUGAGCAACCAGUUUUAGAGCCAAAUCCAUAUGUUUCAUGGAGCCAUGAAGCGGACAAUGACAAACAUAAUUAA
Blepharisma stoltei is the source of this 2121-nucleotide messenger RNA. NCBI's taxonomy places the organism in Eukaryota, Ciliophora, Heterotrichea, Heterotrichida, Blepharismidae. The record is from the annotation of a GenBank genome assembly.